Aureobasidium subglaciale EXF-2481 is the source of this 1128-nucleotide messenger RNA. RefSeq lists its product as uncharacterized. The record is from RefSeq and is a predicted model, not a curated record. The transcript is spliced from 2 exons. Lineage: Eukaryota; Fungi; Ascomycota; Dothideomycetes; Dothideales; Saccotheciaceae. The coding region runs from base 1 to 1128 and encodes 375 amino acids.
AUGUGCCGCUGGUUCGCAUACUUCUCUCCUACUGAGCCCUGCCUGCUCUCGGACGUCCUCAUUACACCUAAGCAUUCUCUCACCAAUCAGGUCAACGAUCAUUACCUACCUGGCCUUAUCGCUCAUCUGCCCAACAAAAUUACUGCCGAGCACGAAGCAAAUGCGCGCAACCGUAUCCUCAACGCCGACGGCCUGGGUAUAGCUUGGUAUACUUCCACCUACAGCGACUUCGAAAAGGGCGCCACCGAUGAGAGUGAAGAUGGCAAGCCGCACGAUGGUCUCAGACCAGCCAUCUACAAGACUAUACAGCCUCCGAAAGGCGACGCCAAUUACCGCUCAAUAUGUGCCAACACCGAGACCCGCUGCUUAUUUGCUCACAUUCGAGCAUCGUCUGAGAGCGCCGUCGCUCAUGUCAACAACCACCCCUUCAUAUUCGGCAGAAUAGCCUUCAUGCACAACGGGUCCAUCUCGGAUUUCCCUCUCAUCAGGCGCGCUCUUUGCGACAUGCUCGACCCCGACACGUACAACAGCAUCCAAGGAAGUACAGACAGCGAGCACAUCGGAGCUCUGUUCAUGCAUUUUCUAUCCACGGGCAAAGGCGCAGAUACCUGGGACGAGAACUACUCUGUCCACGCCAUUGCCCACGCCCUGCACACAGCCAUCAAGACCGUCUGCAACCUACAGAAGAAGAUCCUCGGUCCAAAGAGAAGGCCCAACAGUUUGAACCUGGCAGCCACCGACGGCACCCAGAUAGUUGCAUGUCGCUUCCGCAAUCACAAACAAGAGCAACCUCCCAGCUUGUACUUCUCGACCAGAGCAGGCACCACGCUGAACCGCAAGUACCCCGACCAUCCCGAUGGGGACGACAGACCCGAGCAGGGACCCAGAAAGGAAAAAAAAGAGCACGGUCAACACGUCAUCGUGGCCAGUGAGCCAAGCACAUACAUUGAGGCGGACUGGCGGAUUAUCAACAAAAAUCAGUAUCUGUUUGUUCACAAAGAUGGCAGGUUCACGCUGCAAAACAUGCUCUAUUCGGAGUCGUGGAACGCCGAUGAUGCGGAUGCCGAGAAGGCAAUCUUGGCUGAGCUGGAAGACCAGAAGGCAACUGUUACUGAGGAAGAAGGUUAA